AUGGCGGAUCAACGCCCCCUCGUCGUCGAUAAUGGUACCGGCUUCGUAAAGGUGGGCUAUGCUGGCUCCAACUUCCCCGAGCAUGUCUUUCCAUCCAUCGUCGGCCGUCCCAUCCUUCGAACGGAAGAGCGUGAUGCCAUCUCAAGCAAUACCGGCACCCAGAUCAAGGACAUCAUGGUCGGCACCGAAGCAGAAGAGCUGCGCAAUUACCUCCAGAUCAACCAGCCCAUGGAACACGGUAUUGUCAAGGACUUUGGCGACAUGCGACACGUUUGGAACUAUACUUUCGACGAGAAGCUCCGCAUCGACCCACAAGGACGCAAGAUCUUGCUUACCGAACCACCCAUGAACCCCAAAAAGAACCGCGAGGAGAUGUGUCAGAUCAUGUUCGAAGAGUACGGUUUCGACGGUGUCUAUGUUGCCAUCCAGGCCGUAUUGACGCUUUACGCUCAAGGUUUGCAGACUGGUGUCGUCGUUGACUCGGGCGAUGGUGUUACGCACGUGGUGCCAGUCUUUGAAGGCUUUGCAUUGCCCCAUCUUACCAAGCGUCUCGAUGUCGCGGGUCGGGAUGUGACACGUUACCUCAUCAAGCUCCUCCUCAUGCGCGGCUACGCUUUCAACCGUACUGCCGACUUUGACACCGUUCGACAGAUCAAAGAGAAGCUCUGUUACGUCAGUUACGAUCUCGACCUUGACAAGAAGCUCGCCGAGCAAACCACGACGCUCGUCGAAACCUACACACUUCCAGACGGACGUCUCAUCAAGGUCGGUUCCGAACGUUUCCAAGCUCCCGAAUGCAUGUUCCAGCCUCACCUGGUCGAUGUCGAACAGGCCGGCGUUGCCGAGUUGCUUUUCAACACCAUCCAGUCUGCAGCUGUAGAUACACGUUCCGAACUCUACAAGCACAUUGUCCUUUCUGGCGGUUCGUCCAUGUAUCCCGGUUUGCCAAGUCGAUUGGAGAAGGAGAUGAAGCAGCUCUACCUCACCCGUGUACUCGACGGUGAUGGAUCCAGGUUGAAGAACUUCAAGAUCCGAAUCGAGGAUCCUCCUAGGAGAAAGCACAUGGUUUUCCUUGGUGGUGCCGUGCUGGCUGAUAUCAUGAAGAACAGGGAGAGCUUCUGGAUCUCGCGUGCAGAAUGGUACGAGCAAGGUAAGGCCUGUCUUGAUCGAUUGGGGCGUCACUCUUAG
Messenger RNA from Ustilago hordei, 1188 nucleotides. Its product is annotated as putative actin-like protein ACT2. Gene Ontology annotation, biological process: Arp2/3 complex-mediated actin nucleation. Gene Ontology annotation, cellular component: Arp2/3 protein complex; actin cortical patch. Lineage: Eukaryota; Fungi; Basidiomycota; Ustilaginomycetes; Ustilaginales; Ustilaginaceae. Gene Ontology annotation, molecular function: actin filament binding. The coding region runs from base 1 to 1188 and encodes 395 amino acids. The transcript has a single exon. The record is from RefSeq and is a predicted model, not a curated record.